GCAACUGGUCUGGGCCCGAUGCGGGUGCACCACCACCGCCGCGGCCACCGUCCAUCAGUCAGUCGGCCUUGCGAAGUGUACCCACCGAGUGUGUAUAAAUUAUAAAACGUCGUGAAAUAAUUAUUAUCGCUGGCGCCGUUAUCGUGGUCGUCCCCUAUACGUAUAUAUUAUUAUGUCGAGUUGAAAUACGUGAACACUGGUUGUUUUUUUUUUUUUUUUAAUUAGGUCACAGACCGCCCACGAACUCACGACAUUAUAGAAUUUUAUACAGGGUCUUUUAAAAUUGUGUGCAUGCGAUUGCACCGAAACUCGACGCCAUCACCACCGGUGGGCAUAUUUUCUGUCACGCGAAUCGUUUAAAUUCGACCCUGUGGGUUCAGCUCACCUUACGCAAUAAUAAAAAUAUUAUAUAUUUUUUCCGCGUGUAGGACAAUACGAUGUUAUGUACAGUAUACGUUUACCGCACAGCAAUAUUACAUAUUUUAUUUUGUACAGUCGUCGUUUAUUCUUUUUUCUACAAUUUUCACGGGUACGCCGUAAAAAAUGGUCACCCAAGUCGCUAUUCAUACUGCGCACCUCGUCCACUGCCGGCUGCGGCCCAAUGGCUGCACCGAGAACCCUCAAAAACGAUAUUCCGCCAUCGUGGAUUUCGCACACCGUCGCAUGUGACUAUAUAUGUAUUGUAUUUAUGCGCAUUUAUAUAUUAUACUUAUGACAUUUUUUUACUCGAAGACGAUCGUCGUUUAUGUUAUUAUCGUUGCGUGUAUAUUUUAUUAAUAUUGUACGAGCUCGGGCACCUCGAAGACGUUAAUCUGUCCAUAAAUAAUUUAGGCAAGUGAGUAUAGGUUUUACCCAACUGCUGCAGCAGCAGGAAGGUUUUGAAUUUAAAGCUCGAGGACGAUGAAUGAUGAUUAAAGAUAAAGUUAAAUAAUUACUGUAAUACGUAAACAUAGAAGAUGGUUGGAAAACAGCCAAUAAGAACAAAAACCAACAUUACAGCACAUGGGCUGAAUGAGGAACAAAUAAGAAUAUUACCAUAGUGGUGUUCAUUCAAAGGCACACCGCUGGAAGUAUGACAUACAUCACACGUCACAUAAUAUAUCACACGGUCGAUGGAUUAUAAAACGUCAUCCGGUUCCGGUAGCGGGAUUAUAAAUAUAUAUUAUACAUUUAUAAGGGACAAAUCACCGGAAGUGCCACCUCCGCGGAGAUGGUUGUUGAAUCAUUAUGAUAUUAUGGCCGAAACGACAUCAGAGCCAUGACAGGGCGCAUAAAUCCGUGUUCAAGAUGUUUAAUCGAAAAGUGUAUAAUUUCAAAAGUAGAUGACGAUCCUAGGGAUGAAAUAAUAAACACCAUAAACAUUUCACAAGUAGAAGAAGAAUCCAAAAGAUUGCAAAAAUUGAUAUUAAAAAAGAGAAAAGAGUAUUGGUCAAGUUUGACAACGAAGAAAUGUAUACAAACGUCUAAGACUUCAAAACCAAUAGUUUACAAAUUGAAUAAUAAAAACGUGCAAAAAAAGUUGUGGAAUACCAACCGAUUAAACGAAUUAUCCAAGCCCAGAUUCGAUUAUUAUGAAUGCACAGAGGAAAUCGUUAGGCGUCGAUUUCGACGCGUAGACAUUUCAAGGAUCAACGAUUUGGCCACCCCGCGGAGGACGGCAUCGGAUGUUGAGCAGGUACCGCAUAAGUGCAAUUGUUGCACGGUACCUUUAUCGAUGUUGUUGCCAAGGAUAGAAAGACUAUCCGUACCUCCAAGACGAACUGACACAGCCGAACACGUUAAGACGGACGAAGACACAUUUUCGGUUAAAAAGUCAGCUCUGAAAUACGUCGCUUCAGAAAGGUUAAAACGGUUAGCGACACCACGAAUAUCGUACCAAGAAGAUUUUUAACUAUUUGGACCGAACUCGUCAGACUGUAAGGUUGUAAAAAUAUGUGAUAAAACUUAUUUUUUUGAAAAUAAAUACGUUUUUGUUAUGUAAAAAUAAAUCUUGAAUUAAAUAAAAAACAAAUGUUUUAA
This is a messenger RNA of Acyrthosiphon pisum (pea aphid), 2019 nucleotides long. RefSeq lists its product as uncharacterized. The transcript is spliced from 8 exons. The record is from RefSeq and is a predicted model, not a curated record. NCBI's taxonomy places the organism in Eukaryota, Metazoa, Arthropoda, Insecta, Hemiptera, Aphididae. The coding region runs from base 1259 to 1891 and encodes 210 amino acids.